Messenger RNA from Recurvomyces mirabilis, 2085 nucleotides. RefSeq lists its product as uncharacterized. The transcript has 7 exons. Gene Ontology annotation, biological process: transmembrane transport. Gene Ontology annotation, cellular component: membrane. NCBI's taxonomy places the organism in Eukaryota, Fungi, Ascomycota, Dothideomycetes, Mycosphaerellales, Teratosphaeriaceae. Bases 1 to 2085 code for a protein of 694 amino acids. Gene Ontology annotation, molecular function: transmembrane transporter activity. The record is from RefSeq and is a predicted model, not a curated record.
AUGCAAGUUCCGGAGGGACGACCAGUCCGCCGGCAGCCACAAGUGGUCGAAGACGACCAUCUGGACGAUGGCGACUCGGUACUCGAACUUCCAGAGGAGAUUUUUGAUGCAAACGAUCAAGGUCUAGUCGACAACCCGUUGCUGCAUCUCAGACCGGAUCAGCUAGAUGUCUUGAUCAAGCAGUUCCUUGCUCAACACGAUCUCAAGAUGCACCAAGACGUGUUCAUGAAAGCUGGCAAGGCUCUACGAGAUCCAGAGGCCUGGAGCAGUGUCCCAGGUCUGACUAGCAUCGAAAGACACACACUGCAGCACGAGACAGCCACCGGCUUCUGGCAGCAACCAAAGCAGCUGCAGGUCACUAUUAUUACGCUCUGUGUUGCUGCAGUAGUACAGGGCUGGAACCAAACAGGCACUAAUGGGGCCAAUCUGAAUUGGCCGCAACAGUUCGGGUUGAACCUCCCAGGAUGCGACCCCAAAGGACCAGACGCUUGGAUCUUCGCAGUUGUCAAUGCUGCGACGUACUUAUCGGCCAGCUUAGUCGGCUGCUGGCUGUCGGAUCCACUGAACGAGUAUUUCUUUGGUCGAAGAGCAGCUAUAUGUGUAUCAGCUCUCGUAAUCCUUGCAUCGAUCAUCGGUGGUGCUUGUACACGAACCUGGCAAGAGCUCUUGGCUUGUCGUAUACUUCUCGGCAUCGGCAUGGGUUGCAAAGCUUCUGUCGUGCCAGUCUUCGCUGCUGAAGUAGCGCCUGCUCAUAUCAGAGGAUCACUGGUGAUGAAUUGGCAACUGGUGAAGACUUCUUUCGACGCUUUCGGCAUCCUGCUUGGCUUUUCGGCGAAUCUGGCGGUAUCGCAAGUCGGUCGCACUGCAUGGCGAUGGCAGAUUGCCAGCAGCGUACUACCCGUGAUCGUACUACUCAGCCUGAUCUACGUCUGUCCGGAGUCGCCACGAUUCGAGAUCAAACGAGGAAGGUACCACACAGCAUAUCAAAACUUGAUAUUGCUGCGCUUUCACCCCAUCCUGGCCGCGAAGGAACUCUUAUACAUCCACUUUCAGUCUCAGGUCGAGUCGCGUUUCAUAGGUCCCAGGAAGCACACCGUCGUUAGUCCCGAUCAGCCGCAAGGCACAGAGGAGAAGGCACUGGAGAGACAUAGGCGUCGUGCAAUGUGGCGCCGACCUGCAGCCUCUGUCAACUAUUGGGAGAAGCUCUACCAUUUGUUCACGGUCAAGAGAAAUCGCCGCGCUCUCGUCGCCGCAGUCGUCUGCAUGGUGAGCCAACAGCUCUGUGGUACGAACGUGUUGCAGUUUUUCUCUUCAACUUUCUACUGCGACGCUCAUGCACAAGAUCAGUCUGGGAAUUUUGUGUCAAAUCAGUCUUAUCUGCAACCUCUCUGGCUGUCGUGGGGCAUUGGCUUAUCCAACUUCUUGUUCGCCUUUCCGGCAUACUACUUCAUUGACAGGAAAGGCCGUCGCUGGCUCUUACUGGUCACCAUACCGUUGAUGGCAAUAACGAUGUUGGCGGCAGGAUUGAGCUUCUUGAUCCCAGCCACGGAAGCGGCGCACACACCCGUAAUCGCAUUCUGGACAUUCUUGUUUAUGGUCUUCUACUCAGUUGGAAUGGGACCGGUGCCUUUCACGCUAUCGGCUGAAGUCUUCCCACUGGAGAGCCGAGUCGUGGGCAUGUCCUUCGCCGUGUUCACCAAUCUCUUCGGCGCCGGCCUGCUUGCGCUAUUCGUGCCGGCCCUCACAAAUGCAGUCGGCCAUCCUGGUCUUCUCGGAAUCUUCGCGGGACUCAACGUGGUCGCAUUCGUGCUUGUGUUCUUUUUCGUACGCGAAACCGCCGGAGCAGCAGUUGGCGGCCAUGAUUUCGGUACCAUGGUGUCGGUUUCACUUGAGGAGCUGAAUUACAUUUUCGGGGUGUCGACAAGGAAGCAUGCUAUCUACCAGUGGCGCACUGUCUUACCAUGGGCAUGGAGGUAUUAUAUCAUCCGAGACAAGAGCUGCCAGGAUCAGCCAGACAAGCUCUACACUUGGGCGACUGCCAGAGAUCAACAGCAAGAGUUGCAAGAGGUACCGAAAACUGUUUGA